Molecule: messenger RNA, 1329 nt
Organism: Adineta ricciae
Lineage: Eukaryota; Metazoa; Rotifera; Eurotatoria; Adinetida; Adinetidae
Source: the annotation of a GenBank genome assembly
AUGUUAUCUACCGAAGAACUUCAACACACACACUGUUUAUUGAAUACUUUGUCAUCAUCUUCAUUAACCACCAACACACAUGCAACAACAUAUCGUCCAUUUGAACCAUUACCUCACACUUCUUAUUUCAUAAAUCGCACAACACCUGAUUCCAUUUUAUCUGAACUUAUUCGCACGGCUACAACAACGUCGGAAUUUACUCUCGAUACCGAAUCCGAUCAAGUCUACAAACAAACCAAUCGACCUACACUUAUUCAAUUACAACUUUUACUCCCAAAUGAUUUUUCUAUCGCUCUUAUCGUCGAAAUGUGUCAUUUACCGCGGGAUGAUCAUCCAAAAUUUCCAUUAAUACAAGAAUUAUUUCGUCGUACAUUUUCGUCGGAUAAACUCGUCUACAUUUGGGGUACAAACAAUGAAUUAUCGCCUUUCGUUAUAUUCAACUUAUUCACAAUCGAACAAAUCAAUACUUUUCACGAAAUCAAUUUACAAAAGGAAUUUAAACUUUUUUGGACACAACAUCAUCCUCAUUCUUCAUCGUCAUCAUGUAUAUGUGAAAACUGUAUUGGCAAAUUAUCGUCCGAACCAUGGUCGCUCCAGGAUUCAAUCGUCUACGCUCUACACGAAUAUCUUUCAAAAACGCUACGCAACAACACUUUCAGUAUUGGUCUUGAUCCACAACUUUUUCAUCACACUGUGAUUGAACAACGUCAUCGUUCAGAACUUGCUGCUUAUGCUCUUUCUGAUUGCUUAUCAAUGCAACGUCUUAUAAUUCAUAUGAAAAAUCAACACUAUUUAUUUCCAUCAUUCGUAUGCACAUCACUGGCAGCCGAUAUUCUAGAGUUGCAUCCAACAUCACCCCUCGAUGCUUCUCUUUCGUCACCUCGUGCAUCACCAACACCUGCAGACUCCAUUCCUGUGCCUGCUUCCACUGGUUUACCAACUACCACCGAUUCUAUAGUUUCUUCACCACCUCGUGAACGUUCUGAUCUAUCCGCUGCUGCUCGUCGUGUUAUUCACAAUCGCAGUUGUACUUUAAAACAACGUGCGCGACGCAAUACAGUUACAAUUAUUAAACGCAAUAUCGAUCGACGCUUUCGAAUACAUCAUAUUAAAUUUAUUUUAUCUGCACUGGAUAUUCCAUAUUCCGCUGUUCUCGCACCUAUUUCUCGUAUUACUCACAAACGUUCUCUCUAUAUCGGUUUUACUGCAGAUACUUGUUUACGUACAUAUGAACGUCGCAUUCGAAAUUUAUUCACUCCGAAACAUUAUUCUCAAUUUCGCACGAAUAAUUUUCUACAUUUUCGCCCUCGCCAUUCUUCAUCUCGUUAA